AUGACACACGACAGACGGAAAGAAAGAGCAGCCAGCCAUAUGUUUUCUCUUGUUCCGUCUUUCCAGCAACGUCAACCCAAACUUACCUCCCUCUUGGUCUCCGGCACCGCCCAUGUCCACGAACUUUCCACCCGGCCUCCGUCCCCGCCCUGGGAUCCUGUGUCUCUCCCCCGCCACCGCCGCGGGGGCGCAGGGCGGGUCCCGCGCCAGUCUCCGCGCCUCGGGCGCUGGGAAGCCCUCGGCUACCCGUCGACCACGACGAAUUCGUACCCAUCGGCAUGCCGUCAACUCGACCCUGGCGCGCUCAAACCGUCCACCCGACACAAAGUGUCAGUCACGCUCCCAGCGGAAGUAGAUCCGCGUGCCCGCCUCCUCUUUCUUCACCCGCUGCCAAGCCCGCACCGCGGCGAAUUCUCGUCUUCUUCAGCUCUUCCCCGUCCCCUCGACACCGAUCCGAGCGCGCCUCGCAGUCCCCAGAGCUUCCAGCACCGCUUCGCAAAUAUCGGGCACACCGAGCGUCGCCGCACCGUCGACGAGAGAAAUACAAAUGUGGUCUGCGGUUCGUGA
Molecule: messenger RNA, 567 nt
Organism: Fibroporia radiculosa
Lineage: Eukaryota; Fungi; Basidiomycota; Agaricomycetes; Polyporales; Fibroporiaceae
Exons: 1
Coding region: 1-567 (188 amino acids)
Source: RefSeq, a predicted model, not a curated record